AUGGACAUGAUGAUGAUGAUGUCACAAGGUGUAGUGUGGCUGGGGGGGCUCAGCAGGAUGGAAAUAGAUGCCCGCUUUCGCUAUUAUUUCCAGCACCCAUGGUCGCGUCUCUUCGUGGCCUACCUCGUCACCUUCUGUAACUUCCUCAUCUUCGCCGAGGACCCCAUCUCCCACAGCCAGACCGAGGCCCAUAUGAUCGUGGUGGGCAACUGCUUCUCCUUCCUGUUCAACAAGUACCAAGAUCUCGGAUUGAACACCCUGAAAGUAAUAUGCUGGACGCUGGCCAUCAUCACCGGUAUGCUAGCCGGGAAGUUUAUAUUCCACCGUCGGCUCUUUGGUCGAUACCUGCGCCUGAAAAUGUUCCGCGAGGAUCAUGGCUCCUGGAUGACCAUGUUCUUCAGCGCCAUCCUCUUCCUCUUCAUCUUCUCGCACAUCUACAACCUUAUCCUGCUGGUGGUUGGGGGCAUGAGGCCUCACAUGGUGACAGAGUACAUGGGCAUCAGGAAUGAGAGCUUUAUGAAGAUUGCUGCCGUGGGGACGUGGAUGGGAGACUUUGUCACUGCUUGGAUGGUGACAGAUAUGAUGCUCCAGGAUCAGCACUAUCCAGACUGGGGCAAAGCAGCCAGGAGAUUCUGGAAACAAGGCAACAACAGGAUUGUUCUCUUCUGGGCGGUGCUCUUCUCUCUGACGUCGGUGGUGGUUCUGGUCAUCAGUACGGACUGGAUCAGCUGGGACAACCUGAACCGCGGCUUCCUGCCCAGCGAUGAGGUCUCCAGAGCCUUCCUGGCCUCCUUUAUCUUGGUCUUCGACCUUCUCAUUGUCAUGCAGGACUGGGAGUUCCCUCACUUCAUGGGCGACCUGGAUAUGAAUCUACCAGGGAUGUCAACAACGCAUGUGAAGGUCAAACUCCCCGUCUGUAAGAGUAUCUUCAAAGAGGAGUACCACAUUCACAUCACAGGCAAGUGGUUCAACUACGGAAUCAUCUUCCUCGUGCUGAUUUUGGAUCUCAACAUGUGGAAGAACCAGAUCUUCUACAAACCCUACGAAUACGGUCAGUAUGUCGGGCCAGGUGAGAAGAUCUUCACAGUGGAGGAACCGGAAACACUCAGGCUCUUCAACCGCAGCACGCUCACCUACGAGUGGCGCUCCACCAACAUCAACCCCGCCACCAACCUGAGCUACGUGCAGCGGGACAUGUUCCUGCACAGCCGCUACGUCGGAGCCAGCUUGGACAUCAAGUGCCUGGCCUUCAUCCCCAGCCUGGCGGCGUUCGUCCUCUUUGGCUUCUUCAUCUGGCUCUUCGGGCGAUUUCAGGACAGCGAGACCUUCACGGAAAACCAAGACAAGUCGUACGAGAGGAUAAAGAGGAAGUCGCCGUCCGAGUACAGCAAGGAGAUGGGUGUGACCCCGGAGGAGACACAAAUGACGAUGAGCGACAGUUUGAGACGAUCGGGGACGCCCAUGCUUCUGUCAGUGGACGAGCCACAUUUCGGAGUGACGCCCUCCACGAACUCGACCAUCUCCAUGGAAACCCAAGAGACGCAUCCAAGCAUUGUGAUUGACAGUGCGGACCAGGAGGAACCAGCCGUCUCUUUUGACGUGCACAAGCCCUCUCCGUGACCUAAUGAACUCAUGAGACCUUAACUAUAUAACUGCCGAGCAAGGGAUGAAUAUGUGGCUCGUCUAGAUGUUGAGCACAACUUGUUACGAGAGUCAAGUGGAGGACAAAGUGAGAUUCACCCGGCUCAUGUGACAGCUGCUGCAGUUGUAUUGAUAUAUUUUUCUAAACCAACGUUUUAAAAGUAAAGCCAGAGAAACGGCACCAAUUUCCAUAUCAGGAUGGAAAUGAAAACAGAAUGCAAAUACCUAAAUGACAUGGUGCUCACUCGAGUUUUGCAUUUUCAUAAUUCAACUUUGUCAUGGUAACUACUUCUGUGCCUAUAUCAGAGGAGUAUUUCUCCAGUCGUAUCACACCAGUGUCACAGAUACAGUUAGUGCCUUGAUAUGAUAUGAUUCAGACAUAUUAUAACUGUCUAUAAUACUACAGACGACAAAAUGGAAGAUGUCCCUUUUAUGAUCUGCUAUGUUAAUGUUCUAUUUAUGCUUUCAAAUCAAACAUUAUUCUAUUUAUGCUUUCAAAUGGAAAAUUGUUACCUCGUUUGAUUGUCAGACUUUAUCAUUUUAAUUUAUUUUCACGUGGCGUCUCUCUUUCUCGAGUUUAGAAGCAUCAUUCUUGUUGAAAUGAUUGAUAUGAACGAUAUGAACAUCAAUAUGUUUGAUGAUCUAUUUAUACACCCUCGCUUGAUAUUAGUUGCAGAUAUAAUAAAUGCAAUCAGUGGAGAUCAAGUACCAAAUAAACGAGCGCAUCUCAUGAUUGCUUAUGUGGCUGCUGUACCAAGACUGAAUACCAACAGAGCGAGAAAGCUGGUUUUGCCCUUGGCAUAAACAUGCAUUUGAAGCGCAGGAGAAGGCUUUUGCUCAAAAGCUCAGGGCACCUUUAUGUCUAGAUAAACCUUGAAAGGUUUAGAAGCAGUUUUGCAGUCAUGGUUAACGCUUGAAAAAAAAAAAAUUUGAAACAUCCUAAAGUAAAAAUUGAAACCUUGGUUUCAAACACAGCUUAAACCUGAAGCUUUAAUCUUUACACUGGCUUUAAAAGUGUUGCUGCCUUUUUUAAAUUAUUUUCCUUUGGUUUUCCAUUUCUUUAUAAUACAAAUAUUUUGGUUCCAAAUAGUGUCCAGAUUAAUUUCAUUCAAGUAUUAACCCAACUCUAACUAAACUACUAAUCUUUCCAUGUAAGUGCAUCAUGUAUAAAUAAGUACUUUACAUAUAUGUAACCAUGAUGCCAAAUAAUAGUUUUUAACAUAUUGUGCUGUUUAUAAAAUUUGCUAAUUUUGUAGUAUAUGUCUUAACCAUAGACUGUACAUAAAGAUGGACGAAAUGACAGCUCCCUAAAGGUGAAGCCAAAGCGUCUCAAUCGCCACCUAGUGGCUGGCUGCAAUAUCAGUCAUAAACCCUACCUCCUCAAUGUUAAUGGUUAGGACAUCAAAUGGGUUUAGGUGGUUUUUAGUGAGUGUUUUUAGUGAGUGUUUUGUUUUAGUUAAUUAUUUGAUGCAAUAAAAAUGGGGUGAAACAUCAAGAUGACAGGUGAGCCUGACUCGUAAUUGAAGCAUCUGGAUCACUACUACACACAUCGCUACUGCACAGAUGCUGGCUCCAAAAUGGCAGUUUUCGUAUCCGGGAUAUUUGAGCUUCAUAUCUGCAUAGUGGGAGGAAGUGGAGACACGUCGUUCAUCUUUGUAUACAAUGUAUGGGCUUAGCCAAGUCAAAUUUAAAUAAAAGAAAAUCGAGCCAAACAAUUGGAAAAUAAUUGAAACUACAAAAUACUUUUACUUUAUAUAUCACAACUGGUAUACUAAUCUGAUGGGUCUAUAUACUCCUGAGAGUCAGAGUGGAACGAUUUAUGCUCUUAGAACACUCUGCUUUAUACACUGUAAUGUGCUGUAGCUUUUUCCCUAAAAAGAGUAACCUACUAAAAAUAACUGCUCCCCAACACCUCUGUCCUAUGAAAUACAUUGUGCAGCAUUAUUCACUGUCAUAUUAUCCUGCUUUGCUGCUGAAGUUUCCCCACAGAAGAUAUAACGUUUCCCCAACACUACAGGGAAGAGAAGCCUGGAGUCUGCCACCAGAAUAUUACAGUGUUUUACAGUGCUUGAUUAUAAUCAGUUCAUAAAUGGAUGGGCAUUUAUAUAGUCAAGUAAUGAUUAACAAUUAAAAAAUAGGUUUAUGAUUUUAUAAUAAAUAUUUUAAUAUCUUAUUGCUAAUAUGUUAAUUACUAAGAAGACUAAGAAGAUAUUUCCUGGGGUUAUGUUUGUGAUUAUCAUUGUUUAUCAUGAAAUAUGAUGAUUAUUUAUCAUGAAAAAUAUAUUUUUAGAUGAGAAUCCGCUUAAAUACCUUAAAUUAAAGAGACUUGUCUUUAAAUUGAAGCAAUCCCUAAAUGGAAAUUGUAAGUGGUUGACAUUAUUUAUAAAUACUUCAAAGCUUGAAUUAGAACUGAUUUUAUUUUGGUUUAGAGACAAAUAUGUCUUCAUAUAGCUUUUUUACAGUAUUGGCAGUUUUAUAACUUAUAAUAAAGCACUGUUAAACUGUAUAAUUAUUGCAGUGGCACUCUUCACACUCUAUACCAUACUCUGUGAGGGCAUGUGUGUUCAUUAUGGGGGCAUAGGCGACUAUUAGUGUAUGCAAAGAAUACUUAAUAGUACAUGGUGUGUGUGUGUUUGUGUGUUUGUGUACGUGUGUGUGUGUGAUUGCAGUGCAGGCUUGUGAAGUGUUUACUACAUUGUUUUUGACAAAGGCCAUUCUGUGAAGAGGUCAUUUUAUUUAGCAUAAUUUUUUUCCAGCUCUUGGUUCUGUAAUUAUCCUUUUAUAUAUUACAGCUCUAUGAGGACAUUCGAUAUUAGUGUUUAACCAAAGGGCAGAACCUCUUAGGACUUGAAGAGAGUCUAAUAUACAUGUCAUGUAAUGUGUCUCGCUUAACAGUUACUUUUUAUUGUGUUGACACUUUCUUUAGUUCCUGUGUGUUUGUGUUUUUUAAAGCUGAC
Pleuronectes platessa (European plaice) is the source of this 4598-nucleotide messenger RNA. It is a transcript of the gene tmem117, whose product is annotated as transmembrane protein 117. The transcript is spliced from 8 exons. NCBI's taxonomy places the organism in Eukaryota, Metazoa, Chordata, Actinopteri, Pleuronectiformes, Pleuronectidae. Bases 1 to 1620 code for a protein of 539 amino acids. Gene Ontology annotation, biological process: intrinsic apoptotic signaling pathway in response to endoplasmic reticulum stress. The record is from RefSeq and is a predicted model, not a curated record.